AUGACGGUGGCCAUGGCUAUGGCUUCUCCCAAUAUCCGAAGAUCCUUAUCAGAAAUCCCAUCUCAGAUUCUUGCAACAAUCUCCUCCAUAACCUCUCUUCUCCAAAUCCUAAACCCACAACACCCAAAUCAUCCUCUCAAUCCAAAUCCUUCCAUCCUCAAUCACUUCUCCCCUCACAUAAACCGCCAUUUCGUUAUUCGAGUUAUACAAAACCAGCAAAACCCUUAUCAUGCCCUCUUCUUCUUCAACUGGGCUUCAAACCCUAACCCUAAUCCCACCAAUUACUCACACACCCAUUUCUCUUACAUUGCCAUCACUGACCUCCUUAUUUCUCGAAACUUGUUCUCUCUAGCAACUGAAUUACUCGAAUCCAACAACAAGUUAUCGGAUUUCAUGGUGGGUAGGCUCAUAAAAGCUCACGGAGAUCUGGGUCAUAUUCGUUGGGCUCUACAUUUAUUUGAUCGCGUCAGAACUAGGUAUUCAGGUCGUUGUUUGUUCUCUUAUAAUGCAAUCUUGGGUGUAUUAGUGAGAGGAAAUCGAGUGGAUUUGGCAGAGAUUUUUUUUGAUGAGAUGAUGAGCCAAGGUAUUGUUAAGCCAGAUGUUUCCACCUGUACUGUAAUGAUUAAAGGUUUCUGUAAAAUUGGUAUGAUUGAGAAAGCACAGAAGCUGUUCGACGAAAUGCCUGUGAGGCCUAAUUUGCUUACUUACAACACUAUCGUUAACGGAUUGUGUAAGAAGGGUUUAAUGGAGGCAGCUCUAGAAGUUGUUGAGAGGAUGAAAGAAACCCAGGAUUGCUUGCCAGAUACAGUGACAUACACGAUCUUAAUUGAUGGGUAUUGUAAAAUAAAAGAUUUGGAAGAUGCACAGAAAUGUUUUGAUGUAAUGGUGAGCAGAAAUCUUGAACCUAAUGAACUAACAUAUAACACAUUGAUCAAUGGCUUUUGCGUGUGUGGAGACGUUGAUGGUGCAAAAAGAAUGAUGACAAAGAUGAGAUUAAAUGGUUUAAAGGACACAAUCACCACGCAUACAAGUUUAUUAAGGGGAUACUGCAUAGCCGGGAGAUCAGAUGAAGCAUUCCAACAUUUCAAGGACCUAAUCGGUCGUCGUGGAAUGAAACCCGACGCAAAAUCUUACCAAGUUUUAGUGAACGAAUUCUGUAAACUACACAAACCGUACGAUGCAAUUGAUCUUUUGAGAGAAAUGAAAGGAUAUGGGAUUCGUCCUCCUGUUUCCAGUUUCAACAAAGUGUUUAGAGUUCUUGUGGAGCUAGAUCAGGCAGAUAGAGCUACUGUUGUUCUUAACCAGAUGGCUCAAAUGGGUUGUAAGCCAAACUUCUUAUCCUACAAUGCUGUGAUUUGUGGUAUUGUUAGAAGUAAAGGCAGAAUGAAGGUGGUUGAAGGGCUUUUGAAAGAAAUGGUGAGAAAUGGUUUGGAACCAGAUGCUACUAUGUAUAGUUGUUUGGUGCAAGGAUAUUGGGAUGAUGGAAAUGAGGAAAUGGCAAAGCAGGUGUCUCAAGAAAUGAUGGAUAAGGGUUUUGUGUUGAAGAAAUUAGUGAAUGUAUGA
Messenger RNA from Cynara cardunculus var. scolymus (artichoke), 1563 nucleotides. Its product is annotated as pentatricopeptide repeat-containing protein At5g39710-like. The record is from RefSeq and is a predicted model, not a curated record. Gene Ontology annotation, molecular function: protein binding. Lineage: Eukaryota; Viridiplantae; Streptophyta; Magnoliopsida; Asterales; Asteraceae. The coding region runs from base 1 to 1563 and encodes 520 amino acids. The transcript has a single exon.